Marchantia polymorpha subsp. ruderalis is the source of this 420-nucleotide messenger RNA. The record is from the annotation of a GenBank genome assembly. NCBI's taxonomy places the organism in Eukaryota, Viridiplantae, Streptophyta, Marchantiopsida, Marchantiales, Marchantiaceae.
AUGGAACCGGCCCCGGACAGUGAUGCUGUGCUGGCAACGAGGUUGCCGGAGAGUGCGGCGUCGGAGGAGCAUUUAAUUUCGAGUGGACCAGGCAUUGAGCUGUACCAUACAGCACAGUACGAGGAGCAGUGGUUCAAUACUACCACGUCCAAGCGAGUCCACGUGGUGGAUCUCCGAGGACCACUCGGCGGUGCGGAUCGAACGGACGGACAGAUCACCGGUUUCCACGAGCGACGAGGGCAGGAUCCGAGGGCGAUGCCGAGUGACGACGAGGGCAAUUUCGCCUGUUUUCGCGUCUCGGGCCGAACGAGUUUUCGGGCGAAAAGGGUUGUAGUUAAGUCUCGUGUCAGUGGGCUCCUUUUCCUCGAGAUCUCUCGACCCUCGCUCGAUUUCUGCUGCGUCCUUCUCGCGAGGGCAUGA